ACAGUCACAACAGGGGACAAUUAACAGACACGUGCAACUACACUAAAAGUCAUCGUCUGUUUCUAUGUUUUUGAUUGGCCGACUGUAGCAGAGAUGGAACGAGGAAGAGGGACUCUGAAGAUUCUGUUCCUGUUGACACUCUGUCUGCAAGCCUUCACUGGUCAAUGCCAAGAUGCAGGCCACCCCUCUGACCUGAGGAUAGUUCUGGUGGGGAAGACUGGAUCAGGGAAGAGUGCAACAGGAAACACCAUCCUGGGGAGAAAGAUGGGGGGGUUUAAAGUAGACUUCACCGCUGGGUCUGUCACUGAUCACUGUGAGAAACAGAGUGGAGUGGUGGAUGGGAGGAAGAUUAAUGUCAUCGACACCCCGGGGCUCUAUGACACAAAACGGUCUAAAGAAGAGAUGAAAAGUGAAAUAGAAAAGGCCAUCUACAUGUCCGUCCCAGGACCCCACGCCUUCCUGCUGGUGAUCAGACUGGGGAGGUUCACAGAGGAGGAGCAGAACACUGUGAAGUGGAUCCAGGAGAACUUUGGAGAAGAUGCCUCAAAGUACAUCAUCAUUCUGUUCACUGGUGGAGACCUGCUGGAAGACAAAUCAAUGGUGGACUUUCUGAAUACAAGUGAGGAGCUUAUGAAACUCGUCAAUGUCUUUAAGGACAGAAAUCAUGUCUUCGAUAAUAAAAAGAAGAAUGACAACACUCAGGUCACAGAGCUGCUGAAGAAGAUAGAUGAGAUGGUGAUGAAGAAUGGAGGACAACACUACACCAAUGAGAUGUACCAGGAGGCCCAGAUGAAGAUCGAAGAGGAGGAGGAGAGGAAGAAACAGGAGGAGAAGGAGAGAGAGGAGGAGGAGAUCAGAAAACUGGUAGAGAAGGCGAGAGAGGAGGAAAGGAAGAGACAGGAGGAGGAGAAGAGAAAGGAGGAGGCGAAGAAGAAACAGGAGGAGGAGAUCAGAAAACGGGAAGAGAAGGCGAGAAAGGUAAGGAAGAGACAGAAGGAGAUCAGGAAGAAGGAAGAGGAGAGACUGAAAAGGUUAAAGGACAUAUCAGGAAAACUUGUUGGACUGUUAGCAACUGGUGUCACAGCGCUGGUUUCAGGACCAGCAGCUAUUGCAGUUGGAGGUGCUGUACUUGCAAAAGAGGCAGUUGAAUAUGCAUUUGAUUUUUUCACAACAUUCUAAUUAAGCAAAUACGAGGAAGAGUUGGCAGUGUGAAGUAUCAAUCUCUUCCUCAUCUUAAUGUCAAGUAGUAGCAGUAGAGUAGAUUAUUACUGUAUAAUGACGACUAUCAGGGAUUGUUCAACACUUUAUAAUAUGAUCAGUUGUUUAACAUGUUUAUUACUACACUCCUUCCAUGGUCUGUGUUCUCCCUCUACCCUCCCUCUACCCUCCCUCCCUGGUCUGUGUUCUCCCUCUACCCUCUACCCUCCUCCCUGGUCUGUGUUCUCCCUCUAACCUUCCUCCCUGGUCUGUGUUCUCCC
Oncorhynchus tshawytscha (Chinook salmon) is the source of this 1478-nucleotide messenger RNA. RefSeq names its product GTPase IMAP family member 7-like. Lineage: Eukaryota; Metazoa; Chordata; Actinopteri; Salmoniformes; Salmonidae. The coding region runs from base 94 to 1179 and encodes 361 amino acids. The transcript is spliced from 3 exons. Gene Ontology annotation, molecular function: GTP binding. The record is from RefSeq and is a predicted model, not a curated record.